AUCAGACAUCUUAAAAAAUCAAUAAAUUUUCAUAAUAGCCACAAAACCAGAUCAAAAACACAAAAAAAAAAUAUAUAAAAAAUCAUUAUUUUAACACGGCGCACGAACUUUUUUCUCAACCUAAUAGGUAGAAAGUGCUCAGGAUUUUGUUUGGAGAAUCUUCUGUCCGUAAACAGUGAAAAAUAUCGACUUCUAAUUUUCUAUAAUGCCGAGGUUCUGAAAUUUUUAAACUUUUUUUGUCAAUUUUACCCAUGAAUCUUUUGAAUAAGAAAGGUUCCAGCUUAUAUGCAUAAAAUCGCGUAUAUCGUGAUAUGAACUUCACAAAACUAUUUAUUAAUUACUAUUUUCUAAAUAGAUCUAACCGUAAACAUGAGAUCAUUUCAAAUGAUGCGUUAUGCUCGACGAUCAACGCCGACAAGUCAUGAAAUUGGACAUACAUUAUCACAGUCAACUAGUUUGAAACACAGAGCUUCAAUAUCACCAUCAGUAUUUUCUGAUACAUUUAAUUCAAAAGGUUAUAGCAGUUUACCAGUUGAAAAGUCACCGUCAUUAGUAAGACGCAAUACUAUCGCCAAUCAAAAAUCAUUACUUCAACCAUCAUCCGAAUUUUCAACCGAGUCUCGUCGAUCAUCACUUACUCUUGGUCGACAUCCAAGUUUUCACGAAAUUGAAACAUCAAAAUCCCGUUCAAAUUUAAGAAAUUUUUAUAUAUUUUUUGUAUUAUUAUUUUUAUUUAUUUUUACUGCUGUCGUCUACUCGUUUAUUCGAAUGGUUUACAAUCAGCCAAAAUAG
Molecule: messenger RNA, 792 nt
Organism: Didymodactylos carnosus
Lineage: Eukaryota; Metazoa; Rotifera; Eurotatoria; Philodinida; Philodinidae
Source: the annotation of a GenBank genome assembly